Molecule: messenger RNA, 4917 nt
Organism: Chlamydomonas reinhardtii
Lineage: Eukaryota; Viridiplantae; Chlorophyta; Chlorophyceae; Chlamydomonadales; Chlamydomonadaceae
Exons: 17
Coding region: 151-4011 (1286 amino acids)
Biological process (GO): carbohydrate metabolic process
Molecular function (GO): hydrolase activity, hydrolyzing O-glycosyl compounds; carbohydrate binding
Source: RefSeq, a predicted model, not a curated record
AUAAACCCUCAACAAAUAUCCACAGCCAAACGCGGAUGGCUCUGUAACUGUAAGCGCGCACGACCAAGCAAGGGUUUUGUGCCCACUCCCGAAGCCUCGCCGAAAUCGCCAUAUGAAGUGCCGGUGCCGUGCUAUGUAUCGCGCUUAAUGAUGCUGGUGCUUCUGCUUUACGGCAUCAGCCGUUUCAGCAUCGCAGCCGGCAUCGGCCCAAACACACAAGGCUGUUCACCCGAAGGGCCACGCAGUGAUUGCGGCUAUUACGGAAUUCAACAAGCCGAGUGUGAGCAGCGCGGCUGCUGCUGGUUUCCGGUGGCUGCGGCCGCAGCGGCUACAGCCGCUGAUGGGCGCGGCACCGAAAGCAGCGCCAGCGGCCGCGCGGCCCCGGCCACCGACACCAUUGGCAGCCACAACGACAUCCCCUGGUGCUUCCACCCGAAUGCCGUACAGACCGUGUAUGCAGUCCAGUCGGUGGAGAAGGUGGACCCAGGCGGCAGUGGGGCUGUGACGCGCAUGCUGCUGCAGCUGCGCCCGGGCCCGGCCGCUGUGCCGGAGCUGGGGCCGGACUUUGAGAUGUUACAGGUGGAGCUGCAGCAGCAGACGCCGCAGCGGCUGUACCUGCGUGUCAGCCCUCUGCCCAGCCCAGGCGGAGGAGGUGCGGGUGGUGCCGCCACAGGUCAGGCGCAGUCGCAGCCGCACCAGGAGCGGUGGCGUGUUCCCGAGCAGCUGCUGCCGCGGCCUCCGCCGCCCACUGCGCUGCCCGAGGCCCCGCUGUAUCAGCUGCAGCUGCCGCAGCCCGGAGAUGACUUCAGCCUGCACGUCACCAGGCAGCCUGAGUCCCAGGCGGAGGUUGCGGCAGAGGCAGGUACAGAGGCGGCGGUGGAGGCGGCGGCCGCGGGCCAGUCCCUGCUGGAGGUGUUGGGGGGCAGCUGCCUGGUGUUCAAGCCGCAGUACCUCCAGCUGAGAAUGAGGGUGCCGCAGCAGACCAACCUGUACGGCAUGGGAGAGGCGACGCUGCCCGACGGGCUGCGGCUACGCCGGGACGGUGUGGCCCGGGCGCUGUGGAACUCCGACACCCCCGCUGCUGCCGUGGGCGUUAACCUGUACGGCUCCCACCCCGUGCUGUACGGCAUCGUGCCCGGCUCCGGCGGUACCGCCUGGGGCGUGUUCCUAGCCAACAGCAACGCAAUGGAGUUCGCGGCGGGCAGCAAUGACGUCACUUUCAGGCUGACAGGCGGUGAUUUGGAGCUGUGGCUGCUGGCCGGCCCCACUCCCGAGGACGUCAGCCGGCAGUACCUGCAGCUGGUGGGCGCACCCGCACUGCCGCCGCGCUGGGCCCUGGGCUUCCACCAGAGCAGGUACGGCUACGCGGACGUGUCCGAGCUGGAGGCCGUGGUGGCGGGCUUCGAGGCGGCGCAGCUGCCUCUGGAGGUGCUGUGGAGCGACAUAGACAUGUACGACCGCGCACGCAUGUUCACAACCGACUCGGAGCGCUACCCGGUGGACCGACUGCGCGGCCUGGUAGACAGGCUGCACGGCAGCGGCCGGCGCUGGGUGCCCAUUGUGGACUGCGGCAUCACGGCGCUGCCGGGCCAGGCCUACCCGCCCUACGACCGCGGGCUGGCGGCCGGCGUGUUCCUCAGAGACAGCGGCGGCCGCCAGCCGCUGCUGGGGCAGGUGUGGUCGGGCCCCACCCACUGGCCGGACUUCCUGCACCCCAACACCUCCGAGUACUGGGGCGGCCUGCUGUCUGACAUGGCGGCCCGGCUGCCGUACGACGGGCUUUGGUUGGACAUGAACGAGCCCUCCAACUUCUGUACGGGCCAAUGCAGACUGCGGCAGAGCCCCGGGCACGUCCAGGGAGGGGGCGGCGCAGAGGCCGUCAACGGCCGCAAUGAUGGCAACGCCAACAGCAGGCAGUGGGGAAAGAGGGACGUUGCAGAUGAGGCAGGCAUAUGGGAGGGGGCACGGCGGCCAGAAACGGUGGGAAUGCGGCGCGAGGUAGGCGCCGGUGCGAAGGCGGUCACAACCCGCCCGGCCGCGCGGCUGCGGCUGCAGCAGCUGGGCAUUUCGUGUGACCUGGACUGCACCGCGCCCAGCCCCGACGACCCGCUGUCGUAUCCGCCUUACGCGGUCAACAACGGCAACCGCCGCGCGCCGCUGUACGUCAACACAGUGCCCAUGAACGCGGUCGGGUACGGCGGUGUACGGCAGUACGACUCACACAACCUGUACGCGCUGGCUGAGGUGGCGGUGACACACGGCGCGCUGCAAGCCAUCCUGCCAGGCUCGCGGCCCUUCAUCCUCACGCGUUCCACCUGGGCCGGCAGCGGGCGCUACGCGGCGCACUGGAGCGGCGACAACGGCGCCAGCUGGGAGGACCUGGCGCGGGGCGGUGGGUCGCUGCUGGCAGCCUCACUGGCAGGCAUAAGCAUGGCAGGCGCGGACGUGUGCGGCUUCUGGGGAGCCACCUCGGAGCAGCUGUGCGCACGGUGGCUGGCUGCCGGCUCCUUCUACACCUUCACUCGCGACCACAGCGACCACUCGCCGCAGGAGCCCUACCGCUUCCCAGCCGCCGCACAGGCCGCACGCAACUCGCUGCGGGCUAGGUACGCGCUGCUGCCGUACUUAUACACAGCGCUGUACGACGUGCACACGGGGCGUGCCGGCACGGUGGCGCGGCCGCUGGCCUGGGAGUUCCCCUCCGACCCGCGCGUGGCGGACCUGUCCACACAGUGGCUGCUGGGCGACUCGCUGCUGGUGGCUCCGGUGCUGCGGCCCGACACGGACUGGACGGAGGCGGUGUUCCCGGCCGGCGCCCGCAGCACCUGGUGCCGACUGAGCGACCUGGGGGACUGCCACACGGGCCCCGCCCAGCACCUGGUGCAGUCGCCACUGGGCUCCGAGCCGCCGCUGUUCCUGCGGGCCGGCGCCAUCAUCCCCACCCAGCCCUUCCGCCCCGCCGCCACCACCACAGCUGAGGUGGCUGCUUCGCCGCUCGCCCUUACAGCACUGCUGUCGAGUGCUAGCGAGGCCAGUGGAAGCAGCAGCAACAGCAGCAGCAGCGGCUCUGCUGAAGGCGGCGGCGGCCCGCCGGCACCACUGGUCGAGGAGGAUGUGGACUGGGUGGCAGCGGGGCGCUUGUACGCCGACAAUGGCACAGACCCGAGGGUUGAUGGCGCAGACUGCCUGCGGGUGGAGCUGCGUGCCGGCGCCCUGUUGGCGGCGGGUACUGGCUACCUGGCGUAUGAGGUGCAGCGGCCACCAGCAGUAGCAGUGGAAGCCGGCAGUAGCAGUGGGCGUGGCAGUCAGGGGCGAGGCAGUAGCAGCGGCAGCAGCAGCAAACUGCCCCAGGACGGCACAGGAAGCAGUAGCGGCAAUGACAGCAGCAGUGGCGGCGGCGGCGGCGGUGUCGCAGCAGGUGGCGGCGUGAGGACUGCAGGUGGUGGCGCGGACACGGACGUACGACUGCUGCGUGUGGCGGAGGUGGUGGUGGUGGGAGUGGUGCUGCCGCCGGGUGCCGGUGCCUUCGAGGUGCAGGUGGAGGUGGGAGGGCAGCUGAAGCCGCCGGAGCAGCCGAGGGGUGCCAAGCGGAGCGUGAAGCGGCCUGGCGGUCAUUCCCUGCAGUCGCAGUCGCAGGUUCCAAGGCGGCUUGCGGGGUGGGCGGCUGCUGGCGGCAGCUCGGCCAACAGCCGCAAUGGUGGAGAAGUGGUUGGCAUGUGGGAUGGCGACGGCGCGGGAGGUGGCUGCGGUCACGCCUCGCACCAGGAGGUGAUGCGGCGCCGCAAGCCGGCGCAGGCGCAGGCAUCAGCCAGGGGGGCUCGAGUGCCGGUGCCGGCGACUGCGGUGGAGUUUGACCCGGUGCGUCAGCUGCUGCGGGUCCGGGGCCUGGAGCUGUCGGCAGUGGUGUCGUUCCGCUUGGAGUGGAAGCCGCUCACAGCUCCGCCUCACAGCACUACAGGCUUCUCAUCAGUGCCCAGGUGGCAGCCGGAAGAGGCCCGUGCGGCUGCCUGAGUGCCUGGGCCGAAUGUGCACAGGAGCUUUGGAUGCGAUCGGACUGGGUAGCGUGCAGGUUGGCCGUUGGCGUAGUUUCACAGACCCCAACGGGAGCUUUGGAUGGUGCUGGUGUAGUUGGGGGAGGAGGUUGUUGAAAUGUUUGAAUGUGCGCCGAGGGUACCGUAUGUCAGGCGCAGGGGGAGGAAGGUUAUGGCCGUUGGGUAGGGUCCAAAGCGCCACAAGGAGGACAGAUGUGCACAGUAGUUCACAGGAGCGCUGGACACAACGCGUGUUGGCCGGUGUUGAUGGGUGGUGUUGAUAAACACCGAUUUUGGAGGGAGGAGCCGCCUAGGCCUUCUUGACCCGGAACUUCUGGACACGGGCCCUGACGGGCCCGCCCCUUGCAGGUUUUGCACACACCGCGGAUGCACGUGAUCAUAAUGGCAGCCUUGUGCGCCUUGGCCUUUGGCUUGCCCUUGCCCUUCAGGGCCGCCGAAAUGGCGUCCUUGUGCGCCUUGGCCUUCGGCUUGCCCUUGCCCUUCAUGGCCGCCGAACUGGCGUCCUUGUGCGCCUUGGACAGCGUCAUGCCCUUGCCGUAGGUGUUGCCAACGUUCCUCCUGGUGCUGGCCACUUGUGCCGUCGGCCGCUCAAUCUCAAUGGCGGCCAGACUAAAGCGCUGUAGUUAGCUAACGCAUGGUAGUUGCCAGGACGUUGCCAGGACUUGCCGCGCCGCUCCCCGCGACUAUACCGUACGGUAACAUUAAGACGCCUGGCGGGCUGGCUGUAAUAGUGUGUUGCUUAUCCAAGCGUUUAAGUGGCUUGAUGAGUUGCUGCUGACCGUGAACUGAGCGCCAGAGGCGGGGACGAGUUGAACUGUUGGCUGGCGGCGAGCUGAAAUGCUGUUGCGCUCUCCUCAGGUGCCUC